This is a messenger RNA of Rhizophagus irregularis DAOM 181602=DAOM 197198, 318 nucleotides long. The record is from RefSeq and is a predicted model, not a curated record. NCBI's taxonomy places the organism in Eukaryota, Fungi, Glomeromycota, Glomeromycetes, Glomerales, Glomeraceae.
AUGGAUAGAGUGUACAGCAAAUCUGCAGGGAAAGAACUUACUUGCACAAAUCUUUUUCAAUUAAAAAUUAAAGACGUAUUUCCCAUCCAGAUAGAUCACAAUAAGUUCAUUAAAAGAGAGCCAAUUAGAGAAGGCGGAUUUGGAUUGAUUUAUAGCGCAGAGUGGAAAGAACGUAAAGAAAAAGUCAUACUCAAAUAUGUCAAGUCAAAUCCGAACAUCAGAGAAUUUAUUGAGGUCAGAAAUUUUAAUAAAGAGUUUGCGCAAUAUGCAGAUGGGGCAGCUUGUGAAAGUAUCUUGAAUACAACUUUCAGAACUUAA